Molecule: messenger RNA, 971 nt
Organism: Cyprinodon tularosa
Lineage: Eukaryota; Metazoa; Chordata; Actinopteri; Cyprinodontiformes; Cyprinodontidae
Exons: 4
Coding region: 258-701 (147 amino acids)
Source: RefSeq, a predicted model, not a curated record
UAGGGGCAGAGCUCAGGUCUGCAUGCAUUUACACUUUCCAGCAGCCAUUAUCCUCCGGACGAGCUCAUAGCCCAGUGGGAAGAGGUGGAUAGAGCAGUCAGCUGGUAUCUACAUCAGCACACACCUGGAAGAAAGAAGAGCUGGAGAUAAGGGGUGCAGAUAUUGGUCAUAUUCACCAUAUUGCUUAAAGGACAGAGCAGGGAUUCAAGCUGGCAGAGGACAAAAAGGAGGCCUUGGUAAAGGAGCCGCAAGCUGGGAUGGUGCGUGUGGAGGUGGAGCAGGACAUCCCCAUGUCGGUGGCUCUGCCAAUAGAGCUGCAGCCGGAUGCAGCUCACCAAGCCUUUCCCUUCCUGGACACCACGCUGGCUGAUCUGGGCAUCCAAGAGUCAGAUGUGAAGGAGAGGGUUGUGUGGGUCGACACCAAGAAGACGCAGGUGAAGAACAGAACAGGGAAGCUGAAGGAGAAGGAAACCACCAUCCUAGAGGUUCGAGUCAAAGCCAAGAAGCCAGGAGACAAACAGCUGCAGGAGGUUCUGUACAGCACAGAGGCCCACACUGACCGCUCCUUCUGCAGGACGGGGGUGGACAUCCAGCCCUGGAAGCAGACAAACCCAGGGAAGGUCAGACUGGACCCAGUGGAGAUGACCAUGGCGCUAGACCUGGAAAACCACCAGCCUGGGAACGCUGAGGCAGAGGAUUAACGAGACAUCUGAUGUGGUGUACAAGAAAUAAACCCAGAGUCACAACAGGAAAUAGAUUUAUUAACAGAAACAGAACAUGUUGACAUGUUUUUAAAAUGAACUGUGUAACAGUGAGGGAUUGAAGGAGCUGAAUUAACCAGAAACUUAAGAUGGUUCGGCAAUUGUUCUGUGUGUGAAUCUGAUCUUUUCCACUUUCUGCAAGACGUUUUAAAAAAUGGACAUUUUAGAGCAUGAAUUCAUAGAAUGACCAACAGAGGAAUAAGAACGCUA